Molecule: messenger RNA, 1593 nt
Organism: Pyrus x bretschneideri (Chinese white pear)
Lineage: Eukaryota; Viridiplantae; Streptophyta; Magnoliopsida; Rosales; Rosaceae
Product: mogroside IE synthase-like
Exons: 2
Coding region: 53-1435 (460 amino acids)
Molecular function (GO): UDP-glycosyltransferase activity
Source: RefSeq, a predicted model, not a curated record
CCUAAAUAUUCAAACACAUUUCCGUGCAAAGCUUCAAAUUUUGGAGCAGAAAAUGGAGAAAGGACAGCUGAAAGCCUACAAAGCUCACUGCUUGAUCUUACCCUAUCCGAGCCAAGGCCACAUUAAUCCGAUGCUCCAAUUUGCCAAGCUUCUAGAUCACAAAGAAGUGAGAGUCACACUCGUAACGACUCGCUUUCUCUACAAGACAAUGCACAGCUCAGGAUCAAGUUGCGCAGCUUGGGAGACCAUCUCCGACGGCUUCGAUGAAACUGGGAAAGGGGACACAAAAAUAGACAUCUAUUUGGAGAGGUUCCGGCAAGUGGGGUCAAAACAUUUGGGCAAGCUUCUUGAGAAGCUUUCGAAUUCAGGGUCCCCCGUGGAUUGUGUUGUCUAUGAUGCAUUCAUGCCUUGGCCUUUGGAUGUUGCCAAGAAGCUUGGAAUAGCGGGGGCAGUUUUCUUCACUCAGUCUUGUGCCGUUGACAAUGUCUACUACCAUGUCCACAGAGGGCUGUUGAAGCUUCCUCUUGCUGAUGGUCAGUCUCAAAUUUCACUUCCUGGGUUGCCAGCGCUUGGUCCUUUGGACUUGCCAUCGUUUGUUUCGGAUUGUGGAUCUUACCCAGCUGCCUACAGAGUGCUUGUGGGUCAGUUCUCGAAUGUCGACAAAGCUGAUUGGGUCCUGUGCAACACGUUUUAUGACUUGGAAGUACAAGUGGUGGAUUGGAUGGCUAAGCUUUGGCGAUUGAGGACCGUUGGACCAACUAUACCGUCCAACUACUUGAAUAAGCGACUCAAAGAUGACAAAGAAUACAGUGUCAACCUCUUCAAAUCAGACAAUGAUGCAUGCAUAAAAUGGCUAAACGAGAGGCCAAAAGGUUCCGUAGCUUAUGUAUCGUUUGGCAGCCUAGCAGAACUCGAAGAUGAACAAAUGGAGGAGCUGGCUUGGGGCUUGAGGAGGAGCAAAAGUAGUUUCUUAUGGGUGGUUAGAGAAUCAGAAGCAACCAAGGUCCCAAAAGGGUUUAUCGAGGAGACAUCUGAGAAGGGUUUAGUGGUUUCGUGGUGCCCCCAAAUGGAAGUUUUGGCUCACAAGGCGGUUGGAUGCUUCGUCACACAUUGCGGUUGGAACUCGACUUUGGAGGCAUUGAGUUUGGGGGUUCCGAUGGUGGCAUUGCCACAGUGGAGUGACCAGCGUACAAAUGCCAAGUACAUUAUGGAUGUGUGGGAAGUAGGGGUUAGAGCUCCAACUGAUGAGAAGGGGGUUGUAAGACAAGUGGUAGUAAAACAAUGUAUAAGUGAAGUAAUGGAGGGGGAGAGAGGGAAGGAAAUACAGAAGAACGCUGCGAAAUGGAAAGAAUUGGCCCGUAAAGCUGUGGAUGAAGGCGGAAGCUCUGACAAAAACAUUGACGAGUUUAUUGCAAAACUGCAGACCCAAAGCUAGUGAUGAAACCUAACCCCUGUCCCCAUCUUUUCCUUGUAUUUUUGUUGUUUUUGUUUCUAGAAUAGUAAAGUUUAUGCCUUCUCUUCUUUAUGCAUUUUUUUUUAUCAUUUUUUCUUGUAUUAUGAGGAGUUUGGUUUAUAUCCUCCUGCUUAAGUGUA